Encephalitozoon romaleae SJ-2008 is the source of this 468-nucleotide messenger RNA. RefSeq names its product 60S ribosomal protein L2. Gene Ontology annotation, biological process: ribosomal large subunit biogenesis. The transcript has a single exon. Gene Ontology annotation, cellular component: nucleolus. Lineage: Eukaryota; Fungi; Microsporidia; Unikaryonidae. The record is from RefSeq and is a predicted model, not a curated record. The coding region runs from base 1 to 468 and encodes 155 amino acids.
AUGAGGAUUGAGAAGUGUUGGUUCUGCUCGUCAAACAUAUAUCAAGGACACGGGACUGUCUAUGUCAGAAACGAUGCAAAGGUCUUUAGAUUCUGUAGGUCUAAGUGCAGGAAGUUCUUUGAAAGGCGUGUGAAUCCAAGAAGAGUGAAAUGGACAAAGAUAGCAAGGAAGAUGGCUAACAAGGAGCUCUGCAAUGACACAGUCCUGACAUUUGAGCGCCGCCUGAACGAGCCUCGAAUAUAUGACCGUGGUGUGGUGGAAAAGACACUCUCUACUAUUCCAAAGAUACUUGAAAUAAGAAAGAGAAGAGAAGACUUCUUUAUCAAAGAUAGAAUUCUCACUGGGCAGGAAAUGACGAAGGAAAGUGAUCUGAAGUACAUCGAAAGGCAUGCUAAUUUACUUGAGGAGGAAAUAUCCAGUGAAAAACAUGUUGCUAAGACUAAGAAGAAAGAACCUCAGGUUAAUUAA